This is a messenger RNA of Orcinus orca (killer whale), 1873 nucleotides long. RefSeq names its product lumican (gene LUM). Gene Ontology annotation, molecular function: protein binding. Bases 179 to 1201 code for a protein of 340 amino acids. NCBI's taxonomy places the organism in Eukaryota, Metazoa, Chordata, Mammalia, Artiodactyla, Delphinidae. The record is from RefSeq and is a predicted model, not a curated record. The transcript is spliced from 3 exons.
GUGACUGGGCUGGGUUUCCCCCACUCAGCUCUUGUAUCACUAAGAAUCUGGCAGCCAGUUCCGUCCUGACAGAGUUUACAGCAUAUAUUGGUGGAUUCUUGUCCACCAAGCAGAGCAUCUGCUUUAAGAAUUAACGAAAGCAGUGUCGAGACAGUAAGGAUUCAAAGCAUUUGCCAAAAUGAAUCUAGGUAUGUUUCCUCUCCUCUUGGCAUUAAUUGGCUGUGCCAGCAGCAGCUACUACUAUGAGGAUUAUGAUUUCCCCCUAUCGAUUUAUGGGAGAUCAUCACCAAACUGUGCACCAGAAUGUAACUGCCCUGAAAGCUACCCAACGGCCAUGUACUGCGAUGAGCUGAAAUUGAAAAGUGUGCCAAUGGUGCCUGUUGGAAUCAAGUACCUUUACCUUAGGAAUAACCAGAUUGACCAUAUUGAUGAUAAGGCCUUUGAAAAUGUAACUGAUCUGCAGUGGCUCAUUCUAGAUCAUAACCUUCUAGAAAAUUCCAAGAUAAAAGGAAAAGUUUUCUCUAAACUGAAGCAACUGAAGAAGCUGCAUAUAAAUUACAACAAUCUGACAGAAUCUGUGGGCCCACUUCCCAAAUCUCUGGUGGACCUGCAGCUCACUAACAACAAGAUCUCGAAGCUUGGCUCCUUUGAUGGACUGGUUAACCUGACAUUUGUCCACCUUCAACACAAUCAGCUGAAAGAGGAUGCUGUUUCAGCUGCUUUUAAAGGUCUUAAGUCACUUGAAUACCUUGACUUGAGCUCCAAUCAGAUGACCAAAUUGCCUUCUGGUCUCCCAGUAUCUCUUCUAACUCUCUACUUAGACAACAAUAAGAUCAGCAACAUCCCUGAUGAGUAUUUCAAGCGUUUUAAUGGAUUGCAGUAUCUGCGUUUGUCUCAUAAUGAACUGGCUGAUAGUGGAAUACCUGGAAAUUCUUUUAAUGUAUCAUCCUUGCUGGAGCUGGACCUCUCCUAUAAUAAACUUAAAAACAUACCGACUGUCAGUGAAAACCUUGAAAACUAUUACCUGGAGGUCAAUGAACUUGAAAAGUUUGAAGUAAAGAGCUUCUGUAAGAUCCUGGGACCAUUAUCCUACUCCAAGAUCAAACAUUUGCGCUUGGAUGGCAAUCGCAUCACCCAAACCAGUCUGCCACCGGAUAUGUAUGAAUGUCUACGUGUAGCAAAUGAGAUCACCGUUAACUGAUAUCUACUAAUUCCAAUUAUACUGAGAUAUAUCCUGGAACAGCAGUUUAUGGUUAUGUUUAUUUGUGUGUCAGUUUUUCUAGUAUUCAUUUUUUGUUGCUGUUUAUUGCUUCCAUACAUUUCAAAUUCUGAGGGAAAAUGUUUUGUAAACAUUUUACUACUUUUUUAAAAGAAAAGAUGAAAGGCAGGCCUGUUUCAUCAAAAAUACAGACACACACACACACACACACAUAGACAAUAAAAUGAAUGCUUUAUUUGUAAAUUUAGUGGGUUUUUUCCUAUCUCCUGUCAAAUGAUGUGAAAAGCUUUCUACUGGUUUCGUGGAAGUCAGCCAAGUUUUAUAAUUUCUAAACCUUAACUUAAUGUGCCAAAAAGCAUGGAUUACAUGCCUAUGGGUGUUUACUGUCUUGAAGCAAAUUAUCUCAAUGUUCAAAUUUGUUUAGCUGAAAAAUAGAUGGUAAAUUUUGAGACAAAUGAUCUUGCAAAUUAGACAAAAUUCAUGAAACCACAUACAAUUAAAGCAAUAUUUUUAGUGUUAGGAAUAUAUAUUUACCUAACGAAACUUUUCUUUUCUAGAAUUAUUUUUCACUCUAAGUCAUAUGUAUGUUUCUUUUUGAUUAUUUGCAUGUUAUGUUUAACAAGCUAAUAGCAAAAUAAAACAUAGCAAAUGGCA